GUCUCAAAGAUAUAGUCAUCUCCAAUUUACAUAUAUUUUAUAUAUACUUCCUUUCAGUAUCAUAUACGUAUAUACUUAAUAUAAUAUAUAUUCAAGUAAAUUACUUAUAAAAAUGGUGUGUAAAUCAGAAACAUCAAACAGGAAAUUGAACAAGGUGAGGCAAAGGAAGGGAUUAUGGUCACCGGAAGAAGAUGAGAAGCUUAGGAGUCAUGUGCUCAAGUAUGGCCAUGUGUGCUGGAGCACUAUUCCUAUUCAAGCUGGAUUGCAGCGGAAUGGGAAGAGUUGUAGACUAAGGUGGGUUAAUUAUUUAAGACCUGGACUUAAGAAGAGUGCGUUCACUAAAGAAGAAGAAACCACACUUCUCUCACUCCAUUCCAUAUUGGGUAACAAAUGGGCACAUAUAUCAAAAUAUUUACCUGGAAGAACCGACAACGAGAUAAAAAACUAUUGGCAUUCUUAUCUAAAGAAGAGUGUAGUACCUUCGAGAAAAGAUGAAACCACAAGAACCCCUCAAACACAUUCAGUCGCAAACUCACUUGAGGCCUUUGAAAGUACAUCCGAAAGAUCUUCUUCAUGCAGCAACUUCGGGGACUCAUUUAGGGCCAAAGUAUCAAACUUUUCGCCAAGUCUCGUGUUCUCCGAAUGGUUAGAUGACAGUUUGGUAAUGGAUCAAUCACCUCAAAAAUAUAGUUAUGUUCAAGACCAUAUUGUGCCGCAACAGAGUGGAUUUGUUGAAACGUUUAGCCAGGGUUUUUACGAAAACAACAACUCGUUGGAUAACUUCAUACCAAACUCGGGCUUUUCGUUGGAGGGUGACAUUGAGUUCUGUACUUCAUUUUCAGACAGCUUUUUGGUCGACGCUCUCGUAAGUGAACAAGGGUCAAUGUAAAUGUGUAGCGAGCCUACAAAUGUUCGAGAUGCGAAGAGUCUGAGUAAAUUACGUGCGUAGAAGCGAAUAAAAGCGUACAUAAUUUUAAUUAGACUUCCUUUUUAAGUUGCAUUUUUAAUACUACUUCAAAACGUUCUAAUUGUUGUAUAUCUAAUAAAGAUCAAACCGGUUUGGAGCGAUCAGUUUAA
Brassica oleracea var. oleracea is the source of this 1077-nucleotide messenger RNA. Its product is annotated as transcription factor LAF1. The transcript is spliced from 3 exons. NCBI's taxonomy places the organism in Eukaryota, Viridiplantae, Streptophyta, Magnoliopsida, Brassicales, Brassicaceae. The record is from RefSeq and is a predicted model, not a curated record. The coding region runs from base 113 to 889 and encodes 258 amino acids.